AAGAGUUAUUCAAUGAACCGGAAAUGUCACCCGUUACGCAAACUUUCUAUUGGAACCGGACAUGUGACGUAACAGAGACCCAGCAUUCAGCAGGAGAAGGGUGCUCACGUGACUCCAAAGCCUAGUAAGUCUCUAGUCACGGUGACAGCAGCGGCUAAAGGUCUGCGCUGUAUAGUCCCGCCCCCGUAGUGCUGACGUCAGCUCCUAAGAUCACAGCACUGGGAGAAAGCAGCAGGGGAAUCUAGAAUCUUCUUACGGCAGCAGCGCCUCCUUCAGAACGUCUUCUGUUUGUAAACACCCCUGCUCUGCGCCAAGCUUUGAGAUGUCCCAGAGACUUGUGUGUAGUAGCCGGCUCGGCACCGGUUCAGCGUCAGGUGGAACUACAGCCGCCUUGCUUCUACCUCUGCCCUCCACAGACGGUCUCCGCUCGUUGGCGGAACCUAAACUAGAACACCCGCCGCCUGAACCGGCGCUCAAUACGGUGAAGAAGAGAGCGGCCAGGGGCUGCGUCAUGAGCGGGCUGCCCUACUACUGCAGCGGGGAGGUCGUCAGGGGCUUCGGCCGCGGGUCCAAGGAGCUCGGCAUCCCAACAGCUAAUUUUCCUGAACAAGUUGUAGACAGCCUUCCAUCUGACCUCACCACUGGGAUCUACUAUGGCUGGGGCUGCGUUGGCAAUGGGGAGGUUUACAAAAUGGUUAUGAGUAUAGGCUGGAAUCCCUUCUACAAGAACACAAAGAAAUCUGUGGAAACCCAUAUAAUUCAUCAGUUUAAAGAGGACUUCUAUGGAGAAAUACUAAGUAUUGUUGUUGUGGGCUACAUUAGACCAGAGAGAAGUUUUGACUCUUUAGAUUCCCUGAUUGCUGCGAUUCACAGCGACAUUGAAGAAGCCAAGAAGCAACUGGACCUACCAGAACAAAGGAAACUCAUGGAGCACUACUUCAGCAAUUCCUAUAAAAUUAUGAACGGUCAUUGACAGCGGCUUGUGGUCCCAUGCUGGAAUGUAUAUUGUUGCACUAGCAUAUUUGUGUUAAACCUUAGUGGACAUCAGACCAACCCUUCUAUUUAUUUUUUUUAAAAUGUUAAAUACGCCUUUAGCAUGGCCUGGAUAUGACUAAUGGUGUUGGUAUUGAUGCUUUAAAAAAAAAAAUUUGUCAAGAUGAAACUUUGAAUCAAAAUUUCGCACUAACAUAAUUUAUGUAUUACAUGUUAUCUGCUAUAGGGUGCAUUAUAGCUCACAACACAAGUUUAUUGGAUACCCCUUUUUAGGAUGUAGCCCAUAAAGCAAUUAGCUGACUUUGCCAGUCAAAGCUGCUUCCAGCCUGGCACUUCCCCUUCAUGACCAGCGCUGGCAUAAUGUAGUAUUACAUGACGGCCUACCACAACCGGAGCCAGUUGUACAGAGUGUCUCUUUGUUGUGGCUGAUAGGGGAGAUCUGGAGCACAGGACCGCCCUCUAUGCUGUAUAUACGCUCUUAUAAGGUAUAUUGACAGGGUUUUCUUAAGAUAAGCCCUUUUACAUUACAAUUUCAAGAGUCUGCAAGCAAAGCAGCUGUGGGAGUCCACUAAUAUUUUGUCAUGAUAUUGUCAUUCCCAGAGUUAUAGUAUAGCUGUAACAUGUGUGGUGUAUUCCGUCUCCUGUUUAGUUGUUCUAGAAUAUUCCAACUACUUAAAGGGAUACAUUUCAGCUGGAUUUAUUUAUUGUCUGACGAUACAGGUCCAUUCCCCUGGUUUUCUUUUGUUUAAUAAAGGGGCAGUUGUAGGAAAUACCUACAGUUUCUUCUAUUAAUAGCCUUUUGUAAAAAUCUACAGUAUUUUCAUAUAAAUGCGGUUCUACUGCAACAGUAACGGUUUCAGGAAAUAAAAUUCAGCAAGAAAAAAAGAAUAAAAGGCGGUUUUCAGAUGCAAUAUCUGAACAAGGUUUGAUUUUUUGUUUCUUUGAAAACAAACUUAUUUACUGCAAUAUUUGACCACUGUGCUUAACUUUUAAGAAUAUAAUGUUAAUAAUUCAUAAAGCUAUCUACUGUAUAUCUGUAGCUUAGGCAGUCAUAUACUUAUAAGUAUGUAAGUAUACUCACAUAUACAUAAGUGCUAUUUACAGAAAUGUACACAUGGUUCAUAUGUCUUCACCAAGUUGAUGUUGUCCUUCACAAUAUUAUUCCGUGGCAGAAAUCCUAAUAUUUUAGGUUGGGUUAUGUAUUAGAGAUGAAGGAUUUCUCUUUGCGUUUGUCUUGUGAGGGUUUUCUACUAUUCUAUCUGUGCCUGUUUUGACUUAUGUUUUUAUAAAAUGGUUCAUGGUGUGUCAAACUCAGUACCUUUUUAUAUCUGUGUCUGUCUGUUGCUUAAUGCAACCCUUUAUCUUUAACCCUUUUAAUUCACCAAAUAUUUGAUUAGUAAAGUUUUGUUUAGCUGUUCUGUAUAUUGUUAAAGGGGUACUCCCUUGGAAAACUUUUUUUUUUUUUUAAUUAACUGGUGCCAGA
This is a messenger RNA of Hyla sarda, 2476 nucleotides long. It is a transcript of the gene RFK, whose product is annotated as riboflavin kinase. Gene Ontology annotation, cellular component: mitochondrion. Lineage: Eukaryota; Metazoa; Chordata; Amphibia; Anura; Hylidae. Gene Ontology annotation, biological process: FMN biosynthetic process; riboflavin biosynthetic process. The record is from RefSeq and is a predicted model, not a curated record. Gene Ontology annotation, molecular function: riboflavin kinase activity. The transcript has 4 exons. Bases 323 to 973 code for a protein of 216 amino acids.